Molecule: messenger RNA, 10200 nt
Organism: Gymnodraco acuticeps
Lineage: Eukaryota; Metazoa; Chordata; Actinopteri; Perciformes; Bathydraconidae
Exons: 2
Coding region: 5420-7219 (599 amino acids)
Biological process (GO): proteolysis
Molecular function (GO): aspartic-type endopeptidase activity
Source: RefSeq, a predicted model, not a curated record
UGUGGUACUACCUGCCCUCUGUCACUUGCGUCGUGUAAUGGCAGUCUCUGAUGAGGACCCUGCAUAUGUGGUGAGAUUUAAGGCAACAUUCAAGGAAGAUCUAGCCUCCCGCCAAGAACACACCAACAAUGCAUGGCUCAAGAUUGCGACGGCACUUGUGGAGAAUUAAAGUAAAGAGUUAUGCAGAAAAGUUAAUACAGCGUAUUUUUGGUAUAUUCAUUUUAAUGACACCUGAUAUAGGAGGUGUGUUGCAUCAUGUUAUCACUAAUAUAUGUGUGGUUUUAUACAUUCCUGUGUUAAUAGUUGAAGGAACAAAGUACAUUUUUCCUCUUAAAUAUAGAGGUUUUUUAUAUAUUCCUGAAACAAUGUUCCCUUUUUCUUAAAAGUAGAUUAGCGCAAUAGUCUUUUUCUUCCACUUUUACAUAUAAUCAAAAGGGUGGUUUUUUGGCUAUUUGUGAGUAGGUAAGGUGCAGUAUAACUUGUGAGUUCUGUUUUGAGUGAAAAGAUUACCCGUUAAGUGUUUUUUAGAAAGUCUUGUUGCAGUUAGAGGCCAUGAGGUUCUUGUUUAAUCAUCAAUGGUCUUUGCAAAUUAACAAGGGAACUGCAAGGAACAUUUCCCCCAGAUAUAAGGCCAUUAAAUUAUUUUUAAGUUAAUAAUGCACAUCCUGCAGGCCUGGAGAAUUGAGUCACACAGUUAACAAGACAAUAGUCGGUCUGAAUUGUCAAUGAAUGCAUUCAUUCCAGUAAAAGCAGACUUCGAGGUGAAAGGAAGUUCACAGAAGCCCUUAAGCUACAAGAACAAUUAACUUCUGUUAAUGAUAAGGAGUGUGUGUCUAUUGGAGCAGCUAUAUGUGAAUUCUGCUCAAACAAUACCUGUGUUUGUGUUUUAUAUUGAUUUCUCUGUUUUAUUCUUUCAUGUGUGGGUACUAAAUUGCUACAACAUUAUGGAGUGGUUGGCUUAAACAUUUUUAAUUACUCUGUAUGAAAUAGAAGCAGCUUUUUCAUGACAGAAGACUAGAGAGGUAUGGAAACAUUCUUCUUAAAAUCUCCACCAUGUCAGGGAAGUCUACAUAUCUUGAAUAGUAGACGUGUGUGUUUAAUUACUUUGUAUUAAUAAUAGCAGUCUGUGUAACCAGGAGCUGGGAAUAUGAGAAAUUAGACCUUUGUAUAUAUCUUUGUGAGCAAGGGAAUAUUCUUUAGACACAACUGCAGUUUCUGGAAUGCUGCAGGAUGGGCUCUGUGGGAGGAGAAUCUCACCCGACUCCUCCUCGUGGUACCUCUAUACCUCCUGUUUGUGUUUGUGUGUUCGCUCUCUCUUCUCCUGCUGUCAAGACCGGAAUCUGAACAGCACGAGAACCAGGGCAGGAGUACUCCUUGUAUUGUAUGCAGCCCACCAAACGACACGCGGGGCAGAGGUGGGUUUUAAAACCACCUAGACUCCAACAAGUGGUGACACAGACGUUUGUGAGUGGGAUUUCAGAGGAAGUCACAUCAGCAGCCAGCGGACGAAGCAGUCCAGGGAUGACACCUCGAAAAACUUUCUGACAUCUAAAAACAGAGCUCUGUAAAUACCAGGUAAGCAGAUACCGGUUACACUCAAAAUCUGUGAUUUGGCUAUAUUCAAAAUGUUAGAGUUGUCAGGAAUAUUUCCCAGUGUCAUAGUCAUUGCCAGUAAAACAUACAAUACAUAUUUUAGUAUAGGUAUGAAAGUUAUAUAAAUAUAAAAGUGAAGCAGCGAAGUAUUUCAGCGUAGGGUAUUGAGUCUCGGACGGCUGGAAGGGCACAAAGUCCCUAGCUUAAGUGUAGGUAUUGAGUCCACACAGGCUAUACUCGCUGGUGGAAGUCAAGUGGUAGUAUUGAGUCUCCAUCCAUGACAAAUCUGAAUAACAAAUCCAAGGCUCAUAGGAGCUGGAGGUGAGUUAUAUGUAAAAAAAAAUCCAAGGGGAGAUACGCAUAUUUCAAAAAGCCAUUUUGAAACGAUCGGAAUCUCGUGAUCUCUUGUCCUGUUGGGUUGGAUCUAUAAGGCUAAACGUGACAAUAAAGAGAUUCUGUUGACUUGGGUUUCGACUCCAUGUGGAUGCCACAUCGCUGAAAAGCGGUGUAGAAGCGCGUCCAAAGGUCUCGUUAUCUGUUGAAAUAAACAUCGCACUAUAAAAGCUGGAUAGACUGUACGGGGAAUAAUUUUCUGUGAAUAAUUACUAAUAGAUAACAGAGAAAGUCAGAUAAAGACACAAAGUUUAAGCUUGUUGCUCUCUGAAGCAUUCUUCCCCUCAGUGAGGUGGAGCUCAUUCCUGGUGAAGUGCCGCCAUCUGCUGGACGUAUUUUGUAGUAUUUCUUGCAUUAUUACAUUACAUUUGACUGGCGCCUUUAUCCAAAACGACUCACAAUAAGUGCGUUUGACUAGGAACAUACAAUCAAAAACAAAACAAGAUCAUUAAAGUAUAUCUGGGUUUAUAGCCAAAACAUUUCAAGUGCUACUCAACUGCCUUUAGAUAAGCCAGUCCGUUGUUAGUAUCAUAAGUGCUUUUGUUAGUACUUCUUUGUUAAUAGUUCUAUCAUUCGAAGUGGAGUUGAAAUACUUAAGUUUUUACACUCAAAAUAUUUACACAUUUGGAUUAAGGGCAGGGCAGUUAAAUAAAUACAUUAACUAUGUUAAGAGCAACGACAAGCAUUGUCCAGUAUAUUGAUAAAUACAACUGAACACAUAUCAGCCUAGUCAGACAAAUAAUAUACAACCAUCAUGGAAGGACAGUUUAAAAAAGAUGAUUUACACAUCCCAAUUCCCGUAAGUUUCCAAGAGCAAUGGGGACAGGCUGAGAGAUUGAUUCUCAGUGGACUCAAACAGGGAGACAAGAAGAAGGCUUGUGCCGACCUCCGAUUCCUCCAUAAAAAAAUGAUAGAAGAAAACAGAGUGGGAGGAGAUGACACUCUAGGAAAUUUAGGCUCAGCUCUAAAUGUUUAUGAACGACAGCUUGUAAAAAAACUUGGUGACCUAAACAAAGAAAAACCCGGAUUGUUGGGCCGGACGAAACUAAACAAAGAGAAGGAGGAGGUAGAUAAAAUACGGAGUCUUUGUCAUAAUGCAGCACUCGCCAUGAACGGUGUAGCUGUUACUCCCUUCACAACCAAAACUCCCCCAGUCCUGGUCGCGGUCCAAACCCCGACCCAGGGAGAGGAGUUUCUACACUCUAGUUACCUUAGAACUCUCCUGUUCCCUCGUGACAGUAUAGGGACGCACGUGUCAGCCCAAGCACCUACAGAUGAAGAAAUACAUCACUAUAUUGCAGAACGUGUCAGGGGUUAUAGGAAUAUAAAUAAAGAGGAGACCUCUGCCUCAAACAGGGAAGACAUGGGGAGUCAAACUCUCAGCAGUGCUGUAAAUGACGUGUGCACUGCACAAAAGGCUGGCUCAGAAGAGAGGUCUCAGACAGGACCUAUAGAGGAUCCGUAUGUCCCCUUCACUUCCCCCCGCAUUUACCCAGACUUAUUUAAUCCAUUUAAACAACCUGUCCCGGACGCACCCCCCAUGUCUAAUCUACAGAUGCCACUAACAAAAGGGUGCUAUGGAUCAGACCAAGAAAAAGCAAGUGAAAAGGGGGGUAACUUUGCAAUCAUGGGAAAUGUUUCACUGACUCCUUUAAGGAGUACCUCUAUUAAAAGAGGCAAGAGCAGCCCCACAGAGGCAGAAUUACUCGCCAUUGUAGAACGCCAAGAGGAGAGGGAGAGAGAGGAUAGAGUACGAUUUGACUAUGACAGAAGGCAGUAUGAGAAGAGAAGAAAGGAAGAGGAGAGAAGAAGUGAAAAGAGAAAUGGAGACGAGGGGAGUGGGGGUAGUCAGGAGAGAGAGAGGGGCUAUCACCAUGGAGCGGAAUAAUUACUUGAAGAGGGAGAAAGGUAAGGUGACGAACCUUUUAGAAGUAGAGAAGCCUAGACCCGCUAUAACCCAAAAAGUAGGGGAGGAGCAUCUGGGCAUGAUAGUGAUAAGUAUUACUCUGAAGCAGAACACACGGGGUAUAGAGGUAGCUAUCAGGACACUGCUCAGCAGAGCCGAGCAGAACAGGAACAGGACAACGGCAGAAAAGAUAAGAAAAAGGUUAAGAGCAUAUCUCUGGCAGGAACAAUCACUGAAUUGACUGAUGUACAGGUUCUUGCACUCCCCCGUGGGAUGUUAAGAUCCCAUCACACCUCGGAAGACCCCACAUUUCAUGCCUUUAUGGCCACAGCAUUACAGGUUCCUUUAGUGACUCCCCAGUGGGAAUAUCACUUACCACCCUUUCACACUAGGAGACAUACAUGCACUAGUUGACAAAAUGCCGCUACCUACUGAGGGAGGGAGAAAGUUUGCGGAUAUGUCAGUAGGACAAACAAUCUGCCUUGGAGAUUUCAGGAGGAUAUUAGCACAACAGACUUCCAGCUAUGAGGUAGAGAGAGUUGAGGGAAGAUCAGGUACAGGAAGAAUGAGCGAUGACAAGCCUAUCUCUUCUAACGACAUACACAGCUUGCUUAGCAAGGCAAUGAGAGAAAAUUUCCCACAGACAGGAGGAGGCUACGGUUCACUGUCUUUCACAUUCAUACCUGGAGAGGCCGCAGCAACCAUGUUGCUCAGGUCACGCCAACAAUACACAGUGGCCACUGACUGUAGUCCAGAAAAUAAUGACCAACAUGUGCAGAUGUUCCGUAAAGCGAUACUGGCAGCUGUACCUGCCGAGAUUAAAGCUCUCAUGGAGGACAACCCAGAGGCAGAUCACCUAAACACGCAGACAUGGGAGUGUCAUUUGGCCCAUCAUUUAGGCAAAUUUAACAAACAACUCACAAAGAAUAAAACCGAGGAAGAAGAGUUGAGAGUGCAACUACUCCGUACUCAGCUGGAAAUAGCCCGUAAAACAGUUCAAAAUGAGAAAAAGAGUGCCAAACAGCUGAUUGUUCAUCCUGUGGCGCCAGCAGAGCAGGCACCGGGGACCCACAAGGGGGUUUUCCCAACCAAGGUCCGUCCUAUAACCAGCCCCAAUAUGGCUACAAUAAUGGUUUUCAGCAACAGAGGGGCGGGUUCAGAGGCAGAACUAGAGGUAGAGGAGGGGUUGGAACAGCUCCAGGAGUGAACCAAUAUCAGCAGAAGGGGUGCUUCAUCUGUGGACAAACCGACCACUGGUAUAAACAAUGCCCACAGGGACCCCCACCACAGAGAGGGCGGGGACAAGGGGGACAGAGAGGGCAUGGACAAUGGUACACAACAUACAUGCAGUAUUUCCAGAAAUCCCAUGAGGCAGCCCCACAGGCCCAACAUCGAGACCAGGGUCAUGUGGCACCCAAUGCGAUGGCCGCCCCCUAUGGCCAAUUUGUCCUGUUCGAACAAGACUAAUACCCACCACAAUGAGGUCGCCCAGGGAACCCUGAAUGUACGGGCCUGGCGGAUCCUUACAUGGACAUGACUGUAAAAAACUCGAAGCUACCAUUCCUUGUUGAUUUAGGAGCUAGAUAUUCAACUAUCAACUCCCCCGUGUUUAACACGUCCAUUUCAAGUAAUACAGUCUCAGUCAUAGGGUUUUCGGAAGAAAUAGAGCAAGUACCGCUCACUACGCCAUUAACCACCAGAAUAGCAGGCCAGAUAUUUUUCCAUCAGUACAUUCUGGCACCCCGAAGUCCGGCUAACCUCAUGGGAAGGGAUGUUCUUAUCAAAGCUAAUGCCUCCAUCCUCUGUUCCCCCGAUGGCACUCGCCUCAAUUGUUCAAUAUCCACCAUAAAGUCAGGUUCUCAGAUGUUGUUGGGCCAAUCCACUGAAGCAGACGCAACUCAGUAUGCCACUAUAUACUGGGGGUUGGCCCAAGACAAGACACCAGGACUAUUUUACAUUUUUCAACAAUGGAAGCCGUGGAUUAACCUCCUCAGGCCUUAUGGUUCCCCUCCAGACCCUCCCCAUCUGACGCUAAAUUAUGAUAGAAAAGACGACCAAAGUUAUGCAUAUGACAAAGAGGUGGCUAUGUCCAUUUGGGACGUAACCACAACCAAUUUAUUUGUGGGACAAGCGGGGCUGGUUGAACUCACUGAUGAACAACACUAUUGGUACCGUAUGUCAGCUGAAUCCACACCACACAUUUCAUUAGCUAUCAGGAAGGGCUAUGAAGCUAAGGAACUUGGUCCUAUGGUCAAGACACUGCUAAAAGUCGAGGAUUGGGAACCAACACAAAUAGCAGCACUCACAUUCUCUCCUUCACACAAAGCUCAUGCUCUAAAAAUCUGCACUCAGGAAUGCAUCUUCAUGGAGAGACACGAAGUGGAUAGACAGCAUGGUAGAGAGAGGACUGACCACUCAUUCACUGAUGACAUGUUGCGUGACCUUCCACCUGACCUGUGGUCAUCUGACUCUCAUGACGUAGGUUUCUGCUCAAAGGCUGCACCAAUAACAUUUGAGGUGAGCAGCUCUAUGCCUAUAAAUCUAUCACAGUACCCUGUUAAACCACAGGCCAAAGGGGGUAUCAGCAAGUUAGUUGAGGGACUAAAAAGGGCAGGGGUGUUGGAACCCUCAAAAAGCGAGUGGAACACUCCAAUACUCCCGGUAUCAAAACCAAGCGGGGAGUAUAGGAUGGCUCAUGAUUUGAGGACCAUUAAUGCUAUCACCACUACAGCUCUGGUACCAGUGCCUAACCCAUACACGGCUAUCUGUAAUAUCUCACCUGAACAUACAUGGUUCACCUGUAUUGACCUGGCCAACGCUUUCUUCUGCAUACCUCUAGCAAAGAGUAUGAGACCUAUUUUUUCAUUUACAAUGGGAGGGGAAAAACUACAGUACACAAGACUACCACAAGGCUUCAGUUUGUCUCCAGGAAUAUUUAACAAAAUACUCAGGAAACAGCUAGAUGGUGUUUCAUUGCCAGAGGGGGUGGUAUUGAUCCAGUAUGUAGAUGACCUUCUCAUUGCUGCACCCUCCGCAGCCUCUUGCCUGGAGGCCACCACGAACCUACUGGUUCGCCUCCACGCAACAGGGUUCAAGGUCUCCAAGAAAAAGCUACAAUGCACCCGUAAAGAGGUGACAUUUUUGGGCAGAGUAAUCUCUCCAGCAGGUACAGGCAUGUCAGCAGCACAUCAAGAAAACAUAUUACACCACCCCAAACCCAAGACAGUCAAAAACAUGCUAUCUUUUCUGGGUCUCACAGGCUACAGCAGACACUACAUCCCAGAGUAUAACCCAAGAACAUCUGAACUCAGAACACUGAUCAAUUAGAAGGGCAUGCGCAAUCUCACUGCCACCCUGGACUGGACACAAACUGCAGAAGCUGCCUUCAUUUCUCUGAAACAAUCCAUGUCCCAGGUCACCUCUCUCGCCUCUGCAUCCUAUGCAUUGCCAUUUUUCCUUGAUGUUUCUGAAAAUGAAAACACAGUAAAUGGUAUUCUAUUUCAGAAAAAGGGGGGAUGUAGGUCAAUACUGAUGUACAUUAGUAUCACCCUGGACAGAGUGGAGAACAGAGAACCUCCAUGCACAAGACAUGCAGCCGGUACAGCACGUAUCUUGAACAAAAUGUCACAUAUUGUGAUGAGACACCCUUUGACAGUACUGACAACACAUAGCAUUGUCUCUUUUGUGAACUCAAGUGCAUUCACAAUGACUUCCACCAGACAGACCAGGUUAGAGAAAACUCUGACACAAGCACACAUCACCUACACACAUGAAGGGGUUAACAGCGCAGACACCAUGGUUAGCGGAGAACCCCAUAGGUGUGAGGAAAGAAUCAUCCAGGAUGUGAAGAUAAGAAUAGAUCUCAGAGACGAGCCUAUGCCAAAUGCAGAAAACCUGUUCACAGACGGCUGUUGUUUCAGACACCCCACCAACGGGCUCCAAGCGGCCUACGCAGUGGUGGGUCAAACAGCUGAGGGACAGUUUGAGGAAAGAGCAGCAGGGAAAGUCUCAGCACAGUUGGCAGAAGUAAUGGGAGUCAUUGCAGCAUUAGAGCUAUCAAAAGAAAAAUAUGUAAACAUCUAUACUGACUCAGCAUAUGUUCAUGGUGUCAUACAUGUGGAAAUGCGCCAGUGGAUGAGAGCAGGAUUUGUAACAUCCACCAAUACCCCCAUCAAACACGAGAAAGAGAUCAAAAGGCUUGCAGAAGCAGUAAUGUUGCCAAACAAGCUAGCUUUACUUAAGUGUAAAGGUCACAGCAUGGCAGACAACUAUUUGUCUUGGGGUAACAAUGCAGCAGACAAAGCAGCUAAGGCCAAAGCAGGGUAUAUACCCCAGUUUUCCUGCAGUAACAGAUGAUACUCUCAAAGAAGCUCAAGCAGCAGGGUCUCCUCAAGAUAAAACAGUAUGGUUAGACAGAGGAGCUACCAACAAAGACGGGAUAUGGUACUCCCCAGAUGGGAGACCAGUGAUACCCCCAGGAUGGAUAAGAUCAAUGCUUAAAGAAGCACACGGCCCAACACAUUGCGGUAAAACUCAGAUGAACAGACACCUCACUCAUUGGUGGCACCCCUACCUACCUGACAUGAUAGCUAAUUACCUAGAAGAAUGUGUAAUUUGCCUAACCCAUAACAUCAGAGCCACUGUAAAACCACACCAGGGAAAGUUUCCUUUACCUAAGAUGGCAGGAGAAGAAAUCAUCAUUGACUACACUGACAUGAUUGACAAAGUAAGAGGGUUCAGGUACUUACUAGUUGUAGUAGAUGCAUACACAGGUUGGCCAGAAGCUAUGCCAUGUAAGAGAGAAGAUGCAGACUCAGUGAUCAAGUUGUUAGUCACGCAUUACAUUCCACUACAUGGGUUUCCUAGGAAAGUGAGGUCAGACAAUGGCAGCCAUUUCAAGAACCAUGACCUACGCACAGUAGAACAGUCAUUAGGACUAAGACACAGUUUCGGAGCUGUCUAUCACCCCCAAUCUCAGGGUAAGGUAGAACAAACAGAAACUCAGCAAAGCAUGUGAGGAGACAGGCAUGAACUGGUUAGACGCUUUGCCUCUGGCCCUUAUGUCAAUCAGGAGUUCUAUUAACCGAGGGACAGGUUUCUCCCCAUUUGAGCUGACACAUUGCCAUCAGUUUCCGGGCCCAGGAGCCCUGAGCGUAGGAAAGGAAGUAGAGGUCAUGAGUUCGAAACCCUAUUUCCAGCAACUUAAGGGGCUGGUAUCAGGCUUUUCCACACAGGUCGCUGAUGCGAAAGGGGGAUCCGAGAGACACGAGGCCAACACAGCGGAGUUCGUCAGGCCCAAGUGGCUCAACCCCAGGUUCUCCGGCCCCUACAGAGUGACUCAGAGGACAUCCCAUGCUGUCCGCCUAGAAGGAAAGGGGGACAACUGGUACCACUGGAGCCAGUGUGCGGCGGGGAAACCACCUGGAAGGACCCUAGACGACAUCAGGACGGAUCUGGCUCUCGUCAAGGAGGUCGACUCGGAAGCUGCCAUCAGCGGACUGGAGGAGAAGGACCUCGAGGACAUCCCUCCAGCAGACGACUCGGAAGCUGCCGUUAGCGGGCUGGAGGACAAAGACACCGGGCUUCAAGGGGAAGCAGAGGAACCUACUUCCCUCUGAUCAGGUUGCUAUAAGCUACACAGAGCACCACAUUUUUUAACCCAUUUUUUGAGGGACUUUUUAUUAACCCAUUUUUUGAGGGACUUUUUAUUAACCCAUAUUUAAGGGAUUUUUUACGUUUUAAUAACCUCAUGUAAGGCUGACACAGAGACCAGAACAUUUCAGAGAAGAAUAGAAAAUGUCUGAAGGAGCCCUGAAUUUCCUGAUAACCUGUUGGUCGCUACUACUAUUGGGAAUAAUAGUCUAUUUGUUCGCCCUACUGUAUGUACAUUGUAACCCUUAAAAAAGUCAAGGUUGAAUGAGCCCUUGGUCCAAAGCACUCUUGAUAACUUGGGUUUUAAUACCAUACGUUAGCAUCGACGUUUUUUACUGACACUAGAAUAAUUGGAGCUAACAGCAUAACCAUGUAUGAGAACUGGAAAUGUUUCACAGGCUUAGUCCUGUUUUCUACUGUGACUGUUGCCAUUAUUUUAAUCUUAUGUGAUUCCAUUGACCACCCAGACUCCACUCCCCCGCCAGAUGAAUCCGUAACUAGGGUCAAACGGGCCACAUAUGAGUAGGGUUGGGUAUUGUUGGAAUUUCCACGAUUCCGAUUCCAAUUCUACUUUUCGAUUCCGGUUCUUAACGGUUCUCAAUUCCGAUUCUUUGAGGGGCAGGGUAAAAAAAUGAUACAUGCUUCUUCCACCAAAA